UCGAGGGAGAGAGAGAAGUGGACAUGAUAAAUUGAAUUAAGACGAAGAAAUUCCUGUUCCUUCGGCCUAAGGUACGAGAUUUUGAGAAUUCUUGUUGCGAAGGUGAAGGUUCCGGAGGAGGUUGCUUUUGCUUCCAUCUCCCUCGGUAGUUUUGUUGCGCCUCUUUUAUUUUUUCAAAAAUUACAGACACCCCCACCAAAAGCUUAAAACUUUAGCAUAAGAUUGGCAGAUAAACGGAUGGCUAGUGUGGACCACAAUUGUUGUAAUUCUCUCCAAGAUGACAACAAAUUCACUCCUGCACCGCCACUGCCACCACCACCACCAUCUCCUCGGCCCCGUUCAGCAGCAACUAGUUGUUGUCCUUGCAGGCGCCUUGUGGCGAAUUAUAAUUCAGCGAUGAGAGAGUGCAGCUAUGUAUCUCCAGCAACAAUAGAAUUGUGGGAUCGUCUUUUUGAUUCAGGAUUUAAAGCAGAUGUUAGGAUUAAUACUGGUAACGGCGGCAUUAUUUACGCUCAUUAUAACAUAGUUGCAGUGGCAUCCCCCGUAUUAAGAGGCUUGCUGAAGCAAGGAAUUUUUUUUCGGAGGUGGAGAUCAAUCACAAUCAAAGGGGUACCACAUGAUGCUGUUCGGGUUUUCUUUCGAUAUUUGUACACUUCGUGUUAUGAGAAGGAAGAGAUGGAAGCAUAUGUACUACAUUUGUUAGUGCUGUCACAUGUAUUCAUGGUUCCUCAUUUGAAGCGGGAAUGUGAGCAGAAUCUAGAAUCGAGUUUCCUCACAAUAGACAAUGUAAUUGAUGUAUUUCAGAUUUCAUUACUGUGUGAUGCUCCACGGCUUAGCCUCAUCUGUCACCGUAUGAUACUUAGCAACUUCAAAGCAGUUUCAGAGUCUGAAGGAUGGAAAGCGAUGAAGGAGAGCCAUCCAGUUUUAGAAAAGGAAGUUUUGGAGUCCAUGAUCGAGGAAGAAAAUAAUAAAAAGGAGAGGACCCGAAAGAUCAAUGAGAGGAAGAUAUACAUGCAACUGUAUGAGGCGAUGGAAGCUCUUGUUCACAUAUGCAGAGAUGGCUGCCGAACUAUUGGCCCUUGUGAUAAAGACUUCAAAGCAAAUCAGCCAUGUAAAUAUGCAGCAUGUAAGGGGCUAGAAUUGCUCGUGCGACAUUUUGCUGCAUGCAAACUUAGAGUCCCUGGAGGUUGUGGUCAUUGCAAGAGGAUGUGGCAACUAUUAGAGCUGCAUUCCCGAAUAUGUUCUGAUCCCGAUGGUUGUAGAGUUCCCUUGUGCAGGAACUUUAAGCAGCGGAUAUCGAAACAAAGCAAGAAAGAGGAAAUCAGGUGGAAAAUAUUGGUUAAAAAGAUCUUGAGAACAAGAGGUAUUGGAAUAGCACCAUGCUUUCAGCAGCAAUAACAAUAGCUUUUGUGGUGGAUAUAUAGGAUCAUAGAUUGCAGCAGCAGUUUUAAAGCCAACAAAUUAUAUACUUGUUGUAUGUGUUAGCUAUAAAUAAAAUCCUCAAAAGGAUUACUGUUGCUCCUCUGAACAUCAGUAAUAAUAAAUAUUUUUCUUGUUAUUGCUGCUGUAAAA
This is a messenger RNA of Arachis duranensis, 1572 nucleotides long. RefSeq names its product BTB/POZ and TAZ domain-containing protein 4. NCBI's taxonomy places the organism in Eukaryota, Viridiplantae, Streptophyta, Magnoliopsida, Fabales, Fabaceae. The transcript is spliced from 6 exons. Gene Ontology annotation, molecular function: protein binding. The record is from RefSeq and is a predicted model, not a curated record. Bases 238 to 1398 code for a protein of 386 amino acids.